AUGAAGAAAAAAGGGACCAAGCAGAAGUCCAAGACCAAAGGAAGUGAAAAUGCUUUCGGCUGUGACCUGACGGAACAUCUCCAGAACUCAGGACAGGAUGUCCCUCAGGUGCUACAGAAAUGUGCAGAGUUUAUCGAGAAGCACGGGAUUGUACAUGGGAUCUACAGGUUGUCAGGGGUCACCUCAAAUAUUCAACGACUCAGACAGGAAUUCAGCUCUGAGGCGUGCCCUGACCUUACAAAGGAAGUGUACCUACAGGACAUCCACUGUGUGGGUUCUUUAUGCAAGCUGUACUUCAGGGAGCUACCAAAUCCUCUGCUCACAUAUGAGCUAUACAGCAAAUUCACUGAAGUGGCCUCAGUGUGCGGCGAUCAUGAAAGACUUGCACACAUUCAAAAGACGGUUAAGGAAUUACCGACCCCUCACUUCAGAACUCUGGAGUACCUCAGCAAGCAUUUGGCCCACCUCGCCACUUUAAGUGCCCAGACAAACAUGCACACACGCAAUCUGGCUUUAGUUUGGGCUCCUAAUCUAUUGAGAUCUAAAACAAUAGAGGCCGCAUCUGGUAAUGGAGACAUGGCUUUUCAGGAAGUGCGAAUACAACAGUCAGUGGUGGAGUUCAUUUUGAACCACACCGAGCAGAUCUUUAACACUGACUCCGUGCAAAUCAAACCAAAAGAAGGGCCAAGUUUAAUAUGUGGGGAGAAAUACGCCACGCUCCCCAUUAGCGGUCAGAGUGGGCCGAUGAAACUGAUGAGCCUGGAAGAAGCCCAAGCUCGCUCCUUAAGUCCAAAUCAUCCUCUGCACAAAGAACGCCAACGGGAGAACAGUCUGCCUGACACCAGCAUGGCCACGCUCUACCACACUGUCAUAGACUUGGACAGCAAGAGAAAGCUUUCUGGAAAAUCGAAGAAAUGGAGAUCUAUCUUCAACUUGGGACGCUCCGUGGACUCCAAAGGAAAACUGAGCCGAAAUGGAAGCGUGUUCAUUAGAGCCCCUGGGUUAACAGAAAAGUCAUCUCUUCGACCGUCCAGAAGUAUGGAGUCACUGUGCUCCUUGCCAACAGAUGAUGAUAGAACUGGAAACAGUCCAUCAGGGGGACAAGGCAGCAUUUUUGUUCCGGAUGUCAAAUCAAGAACACUGGGAUCUGAUUCACUUUAUGACUUGAGUGAACAUGAGCAAAACUGGGAGUUUAAAGGGAAAAAAUCUGGCAGCGUAACAGGCGGUUGGAACUCUGGGUUGAGCCAAAAGGGCAGCUUAUCAGGUGCUUCAGCAACCCCUCAAAGAACAUUGCCGGAGCAGCUCAAGGUGUUUAAGGGAGAUGACCUGAGUGGCAACAAACCUACGUCUCCUAAAAACAGAAGGAUGCUGUACUCGGGUUCCUCCUACAACAGUUCAUCUCGACCUUCCUUUCCUGGAAGCUUCUUUCCGCUGGAGUCAUCGCCGAGGCACCAGCGUAGAGCCGUCAACAUAUCGGAGCCUUUCGCUGUGUCGGUACCCCUGCGCGUGUCGGCCGUUAUCAGCUCUAACAGCACGCCUUGCAGAGGGCUUGCCAAGGAUAGGAUGGCUGCAGCAGCACUGAAACCUUGCAAGGAGACUUCAGACCAGAGCGGUGGUGGAAAAAGCAACAUGUGUCCAGUAGUGGAACCCAGCAACAGAGAUGGAACAGAGAAGAAACAGACAGAGAGAGUCUCAAAUGCAAUGCCAAAGGGUAAAACCAGAGAAUUAUUCCAAGAAGAGAUGAGCAAGACUCAACUGGAAGCGCUUUCAAUUGUGAGUGAAGGCACAGCAAAAAUACCCUUCACUGGGCAACAACUGGAAAAUCAGUCAAAACCCGCUCAACAGGAUAAGGAAUUAUGCAUCACAAAGGAGCUUUGGUAUGACGUCCACCAAGAGCUGAAGAUAACAGAACCUGAAAUGGACCUACUAGAUAAGACUUACGAUGCCAUCCUACCUGGCCAAAACAAGAAGUUAACUAUGGAUGUAAAGUCAAAAAGAAGCCGCAGCUCUCCAUCGCUGUCCAUGUUCUGUAAAGACCAGUCUUCCAAAUCCUAUCUCUAUGAUCAUCUUAACACCUCUAGGUCUGAAUCUACAGUGAAACAGCCUUCAGAGUCCGACAUUGUAUUUUCUCUCCUAAAAAAUGAUCUUUGGGUCAAUGAAGGCAUAAAAAUUGUCAACCCUGUUCUGGAAGAAACUGACAAGAAAUUUUCUUCUUUGAAUAAAGCGCAUACUAUAGAGCCCCAAGUUAGUUUCACAAGUGACUCUCAAAUCCUCAGAGGCUCCUUAGCAGCAAUUGAUAGCCAAGGAGAAGCUGAAGAACAUGAAAGUCCUGAAGAAACCCAAAACAUCUCAUGUGAUGUAGAGAAAAUUCCUGAAGUUGUAUCCCAGUUUUCCAUAUGUCUGGAGGAGAGACCAAAUUCUCUGGACCUGCCAAUCCAGGAAGAUGAUGAAGGAUUGGCAGGAAACUCUGAAGAGCUGGAUCUAGUGGAAUCAUGGGAAGACCUCAGCUCCAGCAAGCAGUGGGUCACAAGUCCACUGCACUCCCCAGACGUGGAAGAGUUGUUUAAGCAGCAAUUGCCGUUCAGCUCUCAAUCUGUAACUCUGAACUCAGACGAGGAUCGGACCUCAUUUUCUUCACACAGUGUUAAACAAUCAAAAAGAUUAUCCCUUGCGAAAACCUCAUCAGGAAACAUUUCACAAACAUCCAGCAGCAAAUAUGAAACCGAUUUGGCCUCUCUGCCUUCUACGAACGCUAGUCUCAACACCAGUAAUGGAACACAAGCUCCAAUUGGAAAAUGUGGAACAAAAAAACUGAAAUCAUCGCAACACUUUUAUAGACAAAUGUCUUACGAAUCAGCCGGACCAGAAAAAAGAGACGAACACAACCUUUCCAAACACAGACCAUGCUCCCUCAACCUAGACUUGGGGCCUCGAUGCAUUAGGGACAUUUCUAACCAGCAAAGCCGUCCUUCGCUCAAGCUUUCUUCCUAUACGAGGAGUCUGUCAGAGACUGUAAACAGUGGGCUCCUCUCCGAGUUGGACUUGUUCUUGAACGAUAGCCAGGCACCUUUGCGACGAAAUUCUGCCCCCCUCAGUGUUGCAUCCGUCCGGACCGCCUUCAUGAUUAAGACGUGCAAGGCCAAAGCUGUGCCUGUUGUACCUCCAAAGGUGCAGUAUAGUCAGAUACCUCACUCCAGACAAGACAGUGACAUUGAGACAGAGAAAGAACAAGACACGGCUUGUCCUAAAAAUAGUACAGAGAAAAGCCACGAAGCACCUCCCCCAGCGAUUUCAGAUCUGAAGGACGAGUUAGAGAAUAAGGAGCCUGUGGCCAAACAGCAAAACCACCCAAAAGUUCAGAAACAAGCAGAAAAUGUGACGACAACCACAACAGUACCGCCAGUCAUCACCAGGCGACACACCCCCAGUCUUGAAGUUUUUGUUGACAGACCUAACAGAGCAAAUAUUUUACAAAGGUCGUCUUUUAGGAACCGGCAAAGACCCCAGAGUCUGAUACUGUUCAGUCCUCCUUUUCCCAUUAUGGAUUACCCUCCGCCCGGUGACGACGGCAAACUUCUGUCCAUCAAGAGCAUGAAUGAGGAAUCGGCAAUGAAAGAGACAUCCGUAGAUGGGGUUGCCCUCCAAAAUAAAAUGACUAUCCCAAAGAGUGGUCAGAGACUAGAAACAUCAACCAGCUGCUUCUACCAACCACAAAGGAGAUCGAUGAUUUUUGAGAGCAGGAACCACAGACAGAUAGAGUAA
Nerophis lumbriciformis (worm pipefish) is the source of this 3762-nucleotide messenger RNA. NCBI's taxonomy places the organism in Eukaryota, Metazoa, Chordata, Actinopteri, Syngnathiformes, Syngnathidae. The record is from RefSeq and is a predicted model, not a curated record.